Caenorhabditis briggsae is the source of this 1176-nucleotide messenger RNA. The coding region runs from base 1 to 1176 and encodes 391 amino acids. Gene Ontology annotation, biological process: innate immune response. NCBI's taxonomy places the organism in Eukaryota, Metazoa, Nematoda, Chromadorea, Rhabditida, Rhabditidae. The record is from RefSeq and is a predicted model, not a curated record. The transcript has 4 exons.
AUGAAACUCAACACUGUAAUUACGGUUUUUCUGGUCGAAGUGUACGUAAUCUCCUCUGAGUACAUCACUCGUCCUUGCGGUCAAGAUCUGAGCAAUCUGUGGUUAGAUGUGGUCGCUGUGGUGGAUAACUCACAAGGAAUGACAAAUGAUGGGUUGACAGCGAUUGCCGCCAAUAUCGCAUCAGUUUUCAGUGAAGGGACCAAAAUCGGGACCAAUUCAAAUGAUCCUAGAACCACUAGACUAGGCCUGGUAACCUAUAGUUCCAAAGCAACGAAAAACGCAUAUUUGGACAAGUUCCAAUCGAUCGACGAUUUAUACGAUAAUAUUUUCACGGAUCUGGCUACAGUAUCCCAGACAGAUGACUCUAAUUUAGAGACUGGCUUAGAAGCGGCCGAAGAAAUUUUGGAGGCCGGGAAAAAUGAAAAACGGAAAUUCUAUAAAAAACUGAUUCUGAUUUACGCAUCAACCUUUAAUAGGAAUGGAGAAGCUAUUUCGAUUGCAAAUCGAUUGAAAUCGGCUGGAACAAAAUUGGUUACUGUAGCUUAUGAUCAAGGAGGGGGAGAUGAGCAAUUGGCGGAUGGGUUGGCACAAAUUUCAAGUCCCAGGUUUAAUUUUACAAAUAAUAAUCAAGCGCUUAUCGGAAAUAUUCAAAUGGCUAUGUUGGAAGCCAACUGCUUCUGCGCACCAACCUGGACCCAAUACCGUCAGUACUAUUCGGACUCCACCUCCCCUCCAGGUGGUGUCUGUAUUCAACCAGUGGGUCUGACGGCCGUCUGGCGGGCCGCCCGAAUUUCCUGUGCCAAUCGAUUCAAAAAUUCCUAUUUAGCUGAUGAAUUCACUCAACAUAAACACGACUUCAUAUUUGAUUCCAUCAAAAACACCCGCGGAUUUCAAGUACCGUACUCUUAUCACAUUGGAUUAACGCUGAGCAAUGGGUCAUGGAGUUGGGACAGACCGAAUGGAUGGGAGCAGCCGGUGGUCCAACAUUGGUUUGGUUGGGAUUCGGGAUUUCCGAUUUCCACGUCAUCUAGAACUUCUGGAGCGAAUUUUGGAAAUGGGUCGGAUGCUGAAUGGCAGAAUAUUGGCGCUAUGAAUAUUGGACUCAAUUAUGUUUGCGAAACGGCCACUUGUGAUACUGAUAAUUACUGUAGUACUGAUCAACUUGAUGAAAUUUGA